AUGGCCAAGUGUGUUGCAUUUGUGCUGGCUCUGUUAGUUGCCGGUGGUUUAGGACAAACUCCCACCACGCUUCGGAACACGGUGCCGGGGGAGUUUCCAUCGGUGGUCGUGAUAACAACUCCUACACCCCGUCUGUAUUGCCUCGGAACCGUGUUAAACGAGUACCACGUGCUUACCGCAGCGCCGUGCGUGCUGACCAACGACAAUAUGCGCAUCUUCCCACCCCGUCUGGUGCAUGUGAUUGGUGGCGAUUUGACCAUCAUGCCGGUCGGAAUCCACCGUCAAACGCGUGCUGUCGAGCAUAUUUUCGUACACGAAAACUAUCGACCGCACACCAAUGAGAAUAGCUUCGCUGUUAUCCGUCUAGCAGAACCGUUCGACCUGCCGAGCAACGUCAUCGAGGAGGUGGAGAUACAGACGCGAAUCCUACCGGACGGCCAUCCGUGUGACGUGGUCAGGUGGUUCCGUCCGGGAGGCACAGGAGAACCCACUUCGGUGCCACGGCAACAGGCUUUCAACGUCAACAUCCGCAACCGUGAUGUCUGCAUCUCUCGUCGCCCUUGGGAACUUACCAUACGGGAGGAUCUGCUCUGCAUGGAGCUGACCGUCGCCAACAUAAACACCAUUGAAGGCGAUCUCAUGUUUUGCGAUGGUCGAUUAGCGGCCAUAUUAUCCUUUGUAUGGUUCAGAACUGUUGGUGAUGUGGAAACCAUGCAUAUAGCGGCCACACAACCUCGAUUCCACAGCCACUGGAUCAACCAGCAGCUCAAUCGCACCCAACCUAUGCCGGAAGGAUGGAAUCCAGUGGAGUUUUAA
This is a messenger RNA of Anopheles coustani, 816 nucleotides long. RefSeq names its product chymotrypsin-C-like. The record is from RefSeq and is a predicted model, not a curated record. Gene Ontology annotation, molecular function: serine-type endopeptidase activity. Gene Ontology annotation, biological process: proteolysis. NCBI's taxonomy places the organism in Eukaryota, Metazoa, Arthropoda, Insecta, Diptera, Culicidae. The transcript has 2 exons. The coding region runs from base 1 to 816 and encodes 271 amino acids.